Messenger RNA from Chlorocebus sabaeus (green monkey), 4329 nucleotides. It is a transcript of the gene TESK1, whose product is annotated as testis associated actin remodelling kinase 1. Gene Ontology annotation, cellular component: cytoplasm; nucleus. Gene Ontology annotation, molecular function: protein serine/threonine kinase activity; ATP binding. NCBI's taxonomy places the organism in Eukaryota, Metazoa, Chordata, Mammalia, Primates, Cercopithecidae. The record is from RefSeq and is a predicted model, not a curated record. Gene Ontology annotation, biological process: positive regulation of stress fiber assembly; actin cytoskeleton organization; protein phosphorylation.
AAAAGAUCUAUGAUAUUACUUAAACAAAAUGAGGCAUAAAUUCCUAGUGUUUACAGAUGUCAUACAACAAUAGAAAGCAAAUUCACAAAUAGUUGUAGAUGUUAGCAUUAAAUAUGAUGAAUGAGCGUGUGCUGAGACCAAACGCCUCCAGAAAAAAGAACAGGAUGCACGUGCUCUGGGCAAUUCUGAGGCUGGCCUGCCUCCACUGGCUGUGGAAGGAUUGCGAACGUCUCCCUUCCUCUCGCUCCAAACUUGUGCAAUACCUUCCCUUGUACGGCGCACCAAGACAGCAUCUGGCCUUCUCUUGACUCUAAGGCAUCAUGUAUCAUUUAUGACCGUCUUUAUUCUUUUCUCAGUAGCCCUCGACAAGUGAGCAGUACUUCUUGGCUCCAACUCUCAUAAACGUGUAACCAGACUCCAUUGGAAGACGGUAACCCCACGCGAUACGGACUGUGCUUGUAUUAAUUUUCUUUUAAGGUUACUACAGAAAUAUUAAUACAGUACUUGAGAAUUCCUGACGGACGCAGCCUCACUUCCUCAGCUCUCUCAGCCGGCCUCCGCACCCGGUACCGCAGCUUUCACUCCCGCCACCCACCGUUCCGCCGCUAGGGGGCAGGCGGCUCAACGACGCCCAUUUAAACCGUUUGCCCGGGAGUGGCCCGCCGGGAUCGCGUGUCACCACCCAACCCUGGCGAUGAUUGGCUAUUUUGCCGAGGCCGGAGGCGGAGCCAGCGGCAGAACCGGAAGUAUCUGGUACGGCAAGUGCACAGAGUCCGCAGACUGCGUGCGCACCCGGGCACCGCGCCGACUUAAAGAGGCCAGUUGCAGCCCCUCCUCUGGCCUGAGGGGACAGACCGUGUUCCUACGUGGAGGGCGGAACCCUCACACUGAGGAGGGCUGGGUCACACUGAGGGGAGGAGUCACCUUGAGAGGAGGGGUCACAAUGACUUAGUGGAGUUACUCGGAGGUGGGGUCUCACUGCGUGGGAGGAACACAGAGCAAGGGGGUGCAGCACUGAGGGGUUCUGACACACACUGACGGUGGCAGUGCCACACUGGGGAAAAGUGCCCCCGAAAGGGAGGUGUCUCCGAGAGAAAGCGUUCUUUGAGGGGGUGGGAUCUUGCGGAAGGAGGGGCUUCCCUGCAGACGGUGGCUUCUCUCUUAGAGUCAUUUGGACAAAGUAAUAAGAGGGAGGUCCUGGCUGGGUAGUCACAGGGCGGAGGACCUGGACUCUCUUCUUUAUUGGGAGGCGGCAGGAUGAAGUGAGGAGUCGGGGCUAAGCUGGGUAUGGGCCGGCCAAAGGCUCCCUAUAGCCCCAAGUUAUCACAAGCUCCCGUGAAGGUAGAAGGUGUUAGGGAGGCCAGAGGUUCAAGGUGUCGGAGUCGAAGAGACCUGGGAAAUGGGCAGGCUGGGCCGGGGCGCAGGCCAGGAAGGUGGACAGGUUGCUGGGCUGCCUCGGAUUGCGACUGGGCCUGAGGGGCCUACGUUUCUGCCCCGUUGGUCCCUGGAGCCCAGGAAUCCGGCAGGUUUCUGAGUCCGACCCACAACGGACAGUCCCAGGGAGGACAGGGGACUCCCUGGGCAGCUAAGCUUCGCAUGCGCACCAUCAGCCCUUGAUUCCCUUUCGUUAUUCAAGUUCAGCCUGAGCUUAUUUGACCCGGGCGGCCCAGGGCGUCGCGGCCGGAGAGCGGGGAGGCGGGGGUGCGCACCUGAGGGGGCGUGGCCGCUGCCGGGAGGCCGGGCUGGAAGGAGUUAAGCGGAGGCCCGUCCCAGCCCCGCCCCCGGCAGGCCGCGGAGCCUGAGCCCCGGCGGCUAAGCGGUGCAGCCGCCGCCCGCCCGCCCGCCUCCGCCCGCGGCGAGCUAGCCCGCCGGCGCCCGGGAGCGCUGCCGCCACCGUCGCCGCCACCGUCACCGCCACUGCCCGGUCCAGGCCCAAGCCCAGGCCUACGCAGAGCGGAGCGGCGCGGCGUCCACCCGGGCCCAGCUAGCCGGCGCGGCGGGGGCGGGUCCAGGAUCUUCGGCUGAUCUUCAUUCUCAAGGCGGGAGCGGGAGUCCGGGCGCCCAGGAUCUGGCUGGGCCCGCGCCCAUGGCAAGCGCGGCCUGCCCGGGCCCCGGGGACCCUGCCAUGUGAGGCAGGCCCGGGCUGGGGGCCCGGCCAUGGCCGGGGAACGGCCCCCACUGCGGGGCCCUGGGCCCGGGCCUGGAGAGGUGCCGGGGGAGGGGCCCCCGGGGCCGGGGGGCGCGGACGGAGGCCCGGGCCGCGGCCGCCCCUCCUCCUACCGGGCUCUCCGCAGCGCCGUGUCUAGCCUGGCCCGUGUGGACGAUUUUCACUGCGCGGAGAAGAUCGGGGCCGGCUUCUUCUCUGAGGUCUACAAGGUUCGGCACCGACAGUCAGGGCAAGUCAUGGUGCUGAAGAUGAACAAGCUCCCCAGUAACCGGGGCAACACACUACGAGAAGUGCAACUGAUGAACCGGCUCAGGCACCCCAACAUCCUAAGGUUCAUGGGGGUCUGUGUGCACCAGGGACAGCUGCACGCUCUUACAGAGUAUAUGAAUGGGGGGACCUUGGAACAACUGCUCAGCUCCCCUGAACCCCUAUCCUGGCCUGUCAGGCUCCGCCUGGCCCUGGACAUUGCCCGAGGCCUGCGGUACCUGCACUCCAAAGGUGUAUUUCACCGGGACCUUACAUCCAAGAACUGUCUAGUCCGACGGGAAGAUCGAGGCUUCACCGCUGUCGUGGGUGACUUCGGGCUGGCUGAAAAGAUUCCUGUGUAUAGGGAGGGGGCAAGAAAGGAGCCAUUGGCUGUGGUGGGCUCCCCAUACUGGAUGGCUCCAGAGGUGUUACGGGGUGAGCUGUAUGAUGAGAAGGCUGAUGUCUUUGCCUUCGGAAUUGUCCUCUGUGAGCUCAUCGCCCGAGUACCUGCAGACCCUGACUACCUACCACGCACUGAGGACUUUGGCCUGGAUGUGCCUGCUUUCCGAACUCUGGUGGGGGAUGACUGUCCACUGCCUUUCCUGCUUCUGGCCAUCCACUGCUGCAGCCUGGAACCCAGCACCCGUGCCCCCUUCACCGAAAUCACCCAGCACCUGGAAUGGAUCCUGGAGCAGCUGCCUGAGCCAGCCCCACUCACCAGGACUCCCCUGACACACAAUCAGGGCUGUGUUCCAAGAGGGGGUCCCUCUGCCACGCUUCCUAGGCCAGACCCCCGGCUUUCCCGAAGCCGGUCAGACCUCUUCCUGCCCCCAUCACCAGAAUCACCCCCAAACUGGGGGGACAAUCUGACUCGAGUCAACCCCUUCUCACUACGGGAAGACCUCAGGGGUGGCAAGAUCAAGCUUUUGGACACACCCAGCAAGCCAGUCCUGCCUCUUGUGCCACCAUCACCAUUCCCCUCCACUCAGCUGCCCUUGGUGACCACCCCGGAGACGCUGGUCCAGCCUGGAACACCUGCCCGCCGCUGCCGCUCACUACCUUCAUCCCCUGAGCUCCCCCGCCGUAUGGAGACAGCACUUCCAGGUCCUGGCCCUCCUCCCGUGGGCCCCUCCGCUGAAGAGAAGAUGGAGUGUGAGGGCAGCAGCCCUGAGCCGGAACCUCCAGGACCAGCGCCCCAGCUGCCUCUGGCUGUGGCCACAGACAACUUCAUCAGCACCUGUUCCUCGGCCUCCCAACCCUGGUCCCCUAGAUCAGGACCUGUCCUCAAUAACAAUCCCCCAGCUGUGGUGGUGAACUCCCCACAAGGCUGGGCUGGGGAGCCCUGGAACCGGGCCCAGCAUAGCCUGCCCCGGGCGGCAGCCCUGGAGCGGACAGAACCCUCGCCACCCCCUUCAGCUCCCCGGGAGCCUGAUGAGGGGCUGCCCUGUCCUGGCUGCUGCCUCGGCCCCUUCAGCUUUGGCUUCCUGUCCGUGUGCCCCCGCCCCACACCAGCUGUUGCCCGCUACCGCAACCUGAACUGUGAGGCGGGCAGUCUCCUCUGCCACCGAGGGCACCAUGCCAAGCCACCCACACCCAGCCUGCAGCUGCCCGGGGCACGCUCUUAGCAGUGGAGCCUGUGGUCUCAGGCCUCCAACUUUGGCCUUCAGGACACCCUGUAAGAACAGAGCACACUUGCUGGACAGUGCCAGUUCCAGAUGGGUUGACUGGCUCUUCUCCCUGUGUAGGGGAGCCCCAGCAUGGACUCGAGGGACAGAGCACUUCCAGUUCGAUCCCCGGCUCGUGUUCCCAUGGGGAUCACUGAACCAGACACAGCAUUGCUGACACAUGAGACUAACACGUGCAAUUAUUUAAAAAGAUUUCAAUAAAACUGCCUGGCUGGCUCCGGGCUGCCCCUA